GGCUUAUUAUCUCAUGCAGAAGCCCGGACAGUCGGUUAGGUCCUCCCACCGGUGUCUGGCUAUUUAUACGAUUAGAACCGCAGCCGUGGGUCGUGAUAACAGGACGCGGCUUGGACACAGAGAUUUAUCACAACGCGUGCCGGCUCUGGCCCAGGCUGCAGCCAUGCCUCUUCUGGAAGAGACCACUCUGCCACAAGAGCACCCACCCACUGUCCCUGUGGUCAUUAUAGGCAAUGGCCCAUCCGGUAUUUGUCUGUCCUACCUGCUGAGUGGACAUAAGCCGUACCUUGAUACAGCAACAGUUCACCCAAACCCGAUACUAUACAGGAAACUACAGGAGUCCAAGGAACUAUCCAUCACUGAACAGGAUCUAGAAUAUUUGAGCGAAGGUCUCGAGGGGAGGUCAAGGAACCCGGUGGCUGUGCUUUUUGACACACUUCUGCACCCCAAUGCUGACUUUGGCUACGAGUUCCCCCCAGUCCUUCAGUGGAUGAGGGACAAGCAGCAACACGUCCCACAUCUUGUUCUGGGGAGGGCAACGCCUGGAGGUGCUUGGCCUGCAAUGGAAGGCUCAAUGCUGACUAUUAGUCUUGGCAUCUGGAUGGAGCUUCCUGGGGUUAACUAUAGGGACUUGACUAACGGGAAACGCAGAGAUGUAACCAGUGACAGAGCCACCCCAGAGGAGAUCUCGUCCUAUUACCGUAACUAUGUGAAGCUUAAGGGCCUCCAAAAUAAUUUUGUUGACAACACCUACGUGACAUCUGUUCAGAAACUCUGCCGGGGGCAGGAGGGGGAAGGUCUGGAGAAUAGGCACACUGAUCAAGGAGAUGAAGGGGUGGGAGAUGGUGGGAAUCAAGGCUUUGAGGGUAAUGGGGUUGACAAGGGAGGAGGGGGGACUCUUUGGGAAGUAAGGGGGUACCAGCAGGUGCAGAGCGACACUCAUGUCCCCUUCUCUCUGUUUGCUGAAAAUAUCGUUUUGGCCACCGGUGCGUCCGAUUCUCCGGGUCACUUAGGCGCAGAGGGGGAGGACCUUCCAUUUGUAUUCCGCAGCAUCUCAGACCUGGGUUUGGCCAUAAGCCGGAGAAAACUGGAUAUGAACUCUGAUCCAGUUUUAAUCGUAGGUGCCGGUUUGAGUGCUGCAGAUGCAGUUCUUUGCGCUUGUGGGAGCAACAUUAGAGUGCUGCAUGUCUUUCGUAAGAGCGUGGACAACCCAGACCUCAUCUUCAAACAGCUGCCCAAGACCCUGUACCCUGAGUACCACAAAGUCUACAACAUGAUGUCCUCUCAGACCUACACUAACGUGGCUCCCUCCUCUGCUUCAGACAGACCCCUUCCUGUCUACACAAGUUUCCCUGAACACGGCGUGGUGUCCUUCCAGUCUGACAUGACGUGUUUGCUGCAGGGGAACGACUCCCUCAAGGCAUUCAAGAUCUCCAUGGCCCUAGUGCUGAUUGGGACCAACCCAAACUUGUUUUUCUUGAAGGGGAAUGGCCAGUACCUAGGUCAGGAUCCAACAAAGCCCAUCUCCUGUACACAGAACCCCAUUGACGUUCACCCCUACACUUAUGAGUGUGCCAAUGAACCAGGUCUCUUUGCCAUGGGCCCGCUGGUGGGAGACAACUUUGUUCGCUUUUUGAAGGGUGGCGCUUUAGGCAUCGCCUCGUGUCUUCUAAAGAGACUCAAGAAGAAAGAGAAGCUCAUCAGCAACGGAGGGAAUAACUUCAUUUGAAACACAAUGGAGAAAAGAGCGGUACCAGUUGGUCCCAUAGAACAGAAUAAAAGCGCCCAUACCAGCUGAAGCAGAAAACAAACAUUUUAAUGUUUAAAUCAUUUAGGCAGUUUUUUCAUCAAAGCUAAGGAAUUUGUACAACUUUCUGAGACCAAAAAGACAAUGGAUGUACAAUAAUUAGUUUCUAAAGAAACAAAACUUUUAAGAGUCCUGUCUGACUUCAUCAGAAGUCCCCAUAAGUCCAUGUGCCAAGGUUUUUUCAGUCAAUCUGUAACCUCACAACUAAAUGGGAGCUUUAUUUUCAUCAGGGUUAUUUAUUUGUUCACCACGUGUCUUUCAAUUCAUUUAUUAACAAUAGUUGUGUUUCUGCCAUAUCACACUUUAAGUCUUAUUUUAGCUUUAUAUGCUCCAAAAUAGAGGCCACUGCGCUCAUUUGCCAUGUAACUUAUGGCUUAUAGUUAACAACCUGGAGUGGUGAGUUUUUUGCAAUUGUAAACGCACAAAAAAUCUAUCUCAGAACUAAGCAAUCUCAAUGUUCCUGAUUAUUCUGAGCCAUUUAACUUCAGGAUUCUUUGUUAAGGGUGCUAUUGUAGGUAGUUGGAGCCAUAUACCUGAAAAGUUAGAAAAGUUGAAUAAAAAUGAAAUGAUGCUUAAGUGCUACUUUCUAUGCAAACAAUUCACUUUCAGAUCUGAACGUAUUCUUGGACCAUUUACAUAAUGACUAGAAUAUAGUUAAACACUUCUUCCAAUACAUAUUUCUAAGACACAAUGCAGGUAAUUUCCUAAAUCACAUGAUGGAUUUAAGAAGGAAGACUUCUAGUUUUAAUUGAUAUCUUACAAUUAUUUUGGCUUUGGUUUAUUGAUAUUGCCCAACUCUAUGAGUGACUACAUGUGUGUAAAUAAAAAAAAAUCUUCUUCCAUUUUUCUAAGAGAGCUUCACAGCAAGCAGCCAUGUUUUGUUUUGAGCAGUUUUGUUUUUUAGAGGUUAUGAGCAGAGACAGUAGCAAUCUAUUCUUUAUUCACAGCUUUUUCUUUUCUUUAAAUCAUUUGAAUAGUGUUUGCAAAAGUGUGAUGCCCUAUUGAACACAUAUGUGUAUGUGUGAGUGUGAUGGUCAUGCUCAUGGUUUGUUUGUUCUGAUCUGAUCAUUUACAUUUUUGGUCAACCCCCUUUAAUUCAAAAUGUUAGUCAGAGUCAGUGUUGGGGGUUUAAUGCAUUACUAAUAUACACGUUGCUGUAGUCACAUUACUUUUUUCACUAACAAAGUUAAUAUUUUAACACAUUACGGAAAACGCUUUAGUAAUCAUAUAACAGUUAACUAAUGAACAUGUUGUUACUUAUGUUAAAAAUUGCAUUUUAUUCCUUAAUGCUUUAUUACUGACUAUUGUUUUGAUACGAAUAUAAAAUAUAUGCAUGCAGGCAUGAACGAUUGCCUAGCAGCAGCUGCUCUGAACAGAAUACAGACCUGUGCUGUAAGGACAGGCGUAGGACAUCAUAGGACAGCGGGGACAGGGUGACUAAAAGUGGAAUUAACUCUUAUUACUGUUAUUAAAUAUAAUCAAUGUUAGACAGUACUCUCCAAAAGCAAUAUUCUCGCUUAAUAAAGAUUAAUGCCCCAAGCAGUGUGUGUGUAACCAAAUAAUUAACAUUUAAAUGCAGAUUUGUAAGAAUCUUAGAAAGCAGGAAAAGCUGCUCUAUUAACCAAGUAAUUAGUAGAUGAUCCUAUUGUAAUUUGGGGUGAUUUUGGCACUGUGAUGCCCAUUUCCUUGCUGCAGUAAAAUAAAGUAAAUUCUCAACUCAUAUGUGGCACUUGCCUUGAAUAUGAAUAGACAAGUGGGCUUUGUCUUCACAGAAAGGCCCAUCAUUGUUUUGGCAUGAAGUGGAGUCACCUGCACAGUUUUCAGAUCUGUAAAAAUGCCUGCAGGCUCAUCGGAGAUCUUUAAGGAACAGCAGCUUGAAUCCAUAAUAAGUUUCUAGUUUAGCUAAAACUAAGGGAUACCUGCGUUCAGCAUGUAGAGUUGUAAUGCUCUCUUGUACAAAUAAAGAGUUUUUAAUGUUUUGUAAAUCGCAUUUUUUAUUAUUGACAAAUAAAACUUUGAGAAAAAAAUUCUCUGAACAUGAGACUCUUUUGUUACAUUUCUCUCUGUCGACUGUUUCAUUAGUGACAUACAAUACCAAACAUUGGCAAACAUUUCUGAUCCAUUUGAUCAGUUCUGAAGAAGUUAUAGUU
Molecule: messenger RNA, 3957 nt
Organism: Notothenia coriiceps (black rockcod)
Lineage: Eukaryota; Metazoa; Chordata; Actinopteri; Perciformes; Nototheniidae
Gene: osgin2
Product: oxidative stress induced growth inhibitor family member 2
Exons: 7
Coding region: 14-1729 (571 amino acids)
Biological process (GO): negative regulation of cell growth
Molecular function (GO): growth factor activity
Source: RefSeq, a predicted model, not a curated record